UUUAUCUAUCCCCCCCUCCGCCAAGAUAAACCCCGUGCCCAAGAUAAACCCCAUGCCUGCACAAGAUGUUACGAGUACAAUUACCGGAUCUACGUUAUACUGACUGUAGAGUGGACUUCUCAGCUAAAAGUUUUACUGCAAUGGUAACCCUGUGCAGAGAAUUGGAGAUCAGACAUCCAGAGGAGCUUUCAUUUAUUAAGGGUGUAGAAUCUGACCAUUUAAAGUACAAUUACGGAACUCUGAAGAAGGAAGAGAUUAAGACACGAAGAAUCACCGUUGCAACCAUGAGUCCAAGACAAGAUACCAACACAUUUAUCUCUAACUCUGAGACCCUGAGGAGAAAAAGUACAAGUGCAUCACCAAUGCAUAGGAAAAUAAGUAACAGAUCAACUCUGAGUAUAGGAACCCCUAAACUAAAUAACAGAUCCGGAAGCUGUCUCAGUUUAGCAAUGUCUCCACCACCUACAGACGAAGCAAAGGAGACCAUUGUUAAACCCAAGACCCUUGUAGAGCGAGCAAGGAUGAAUGUUGGAUGGUUGGAUUCUAGUCUUAGUAUAAUGGAACAGGGGGUAGCGGAGUUCGAUACACUUCUACUCAGAUAUAAGUACUACUCAUUCUAUGAUUUGAACCCCAAAGAAGACCCAGUAAGAAUAAAUCUGAUUUAUGAACAGGCAAAAUGGCAAAUAUUGAACGAAGAGAUUGACUGUACAGAAGAGGAACAGUAUUUGUUUUCAGCUCUUCAACUUCAGGUUGGAUUACAGGUGAAUGUCCCCCAGCCUACAGAGGAGGAUGAGGAUGAUGUAGAAUCUGCUCUUAAUGAACUUCAGAUCUCUCUUGACGGAGGUUGUCAGCCUAGUGAUCAUACAGAUGUAACUUCAGUUCCUCAGUUGGCAGGAUUUCUUAAAUAUAUUAAACCAAGAAGAUUUACACUCAAGGGAUUAAAAACAUGUUACUUUGUGUGCAGAGAUUGUCAGAUUCAAGGUUGGAAGAAUAUUCAAGAUUAUCAGGAUUAUGGACAGGAACCAUCCAUCUCAGUUCAUCUUAAAGGAUGUGAGGUAGUCCCUGACGUGAAUAUACAGCAGUGUAGAUACGGAAUAAAGCUGUCAGUUCCAAGUACGGACGGGAUGAGUGAUCUCUGGCUCCGGUGUGAGAAUGAGUCUCAGUAUGCCCAGUGGAUGGGAGCAUGUCGAGUAGGAGCUAAAGGAAAAACUUUAGCGGAUGCAUCAUAUGAUCAGCUAUCCAUCCCAAAACACGAGGUAGGCUACCAACUUGAUAGUUAUUUCUAUCAAAUGCAACAUCAUGCACAUCUUCCAGCUAUCAAUCGAAACAAACUAGAUAUCGAUGUUGAGAACUAUGUUGCGAGGAGAAGCGAGGCAAAAAUAAAUAUUAUUUUGUUUAUAGAUAUCGAUGUUGAGGACUAUGUUGCGAGAAGGUUUAAAAGAAGCGCAGCAAAAAUAAAUAUUAUUUUGUUUAUAGAUAUCGAUGUUGAGGACUAUGUUGCGAGAAGGUUUAUAAAGAAGCGCGGCAAAAAUAAAUGUCGAUCAAGAAUUCUAGAAGCGCACUCUAAUGUCAAGGAUCUCAACCUCAUUGAGUCCAAGAUGAACUUCAUUAAGGCCUGGCAGUCCUUGCCCGAGUAUGGAGUUUCUCUCUUUGUUGUUAAAUUCCACGGGGAACGUAGAGAAGAGUUGUUAGGAAUAUCUUUUAACAGAAUAAGUCGGAUGAACCUUUUAUCUGGCGACUACCUUACUUCUUGGAGAUACAGUACGAUAAAGGCCUGGAAUGUGAACUGGGAGACAGGCUAUAUGAUGAUCCAGCUGGGAGGAGGUGCAGGGGAGGAUAAUAUUAUAUUCCAGUGUCUCUCUGCAGAUUGUAAAGUAGUCCAUGAGUUUAUAGGUGGGUAUAUAUUUAUGUCAAUGCGAUCCAAGGAAUCUAAUCAAGCCUUAAACACUGAACUAUUUCACAAGCUGACAGGAGGCUGGAAUUAAAACCAGAAUCUCAAAUUAAAACUGAAAUCUAGAAUUUAAACGGGAGGCUGAGAUUUAGACCGAAGGCUUGCAACAAUAAUAAUGCUAGAAUCAAUAUAUUUUUUAACGCAUAUUUUUUAACUGUUAUUAUAAUUAUAGCGCAUUUAUUUUUAAGUUUAAUAAUUUGUUUAUACAAUAUCUGAUUAACAAGAUUAGAUGUUUCGAACCUCAAUGGUGAACUGCCUUUAAAGUGCAAUUUUAAAGAAGCCUGAAUCAUGCAUUUAAUAUAUAACCUUGUGCAAUUUCUAAGCAUUUGAUUUAUAUCUGUUUAUUUUUACUUUGUAAAUUAAA
Molecule: messenger RNA, 2315 nt
Organism: Eurytemora carolleeae
Lineage: Eukaryota; Metazoa; Arthropoda; Copepoda; Calanoida; Temoridae
Product: unc-112-related protein
Exons: 23
Coding region: 66-1985 (639 amino acids)
Biological process (GO): cell-matrix adhesion; integrin-mediated signaling pathway
Cellular component (GO): cell-substrate junction
Molecular function (GO): integrin binding
Source: RefSeq, a predicted model, not a curated record